AUGGUAAUUCACACAGGACAAAGCCCAUACACUUGUGUUCAGUGUGGAAAGAGUUUCGGACAGAAAUGCAAUCUGGAGCAACACAUGAGAAUUCACACUGUAGAGCGACCGUACACAUGUCUUCAGUGCGGAAAGAGUUUCACACAGAAAGGAAAUUUUAAAGUGCACAUGAGAAUUCACACUGGCGAGCGUCCGUAUACGUGCAGUGAGUGCGGAAAGAGUUUCAGGGAGAAGAAAUCUCAUAAACUGCAUAUGAGAAUUCACACUGGAGAGUGUCCACACACAUGUCUUCAGUGCGGAAAGAGUUUCUCACGGAAAGAAAAUUUUAAGCUGCACAUGAUAAUUCACACUGGUGAGCGUCCACACACUUGUCUUCAGUGCGGAAAGAGAUUCAUAUACAAAGAAAGUUUUGAAUCGCACAUGAAAAUUCACACUGGAGAGCGUCCGUAUACGUGCAGUGAGUGCGGAAAGAGUUUCAGGGAGAAGAAAUCUCAUAAACUGCACAUGAGAAUUCACACAGGAGAGCGUCCACACACAUGUCUUCAGUGCGGAAAGAGUUUCACACAGAAAGGACAUUUUAAAGUGCACAUGAGAAUUCACACUGGAGAGCGCCCGUAUACGUGCAGUGUGUGCGGAAAGAGUUUCAGGGAGAAGAAAACACAUGAUUUCCACAUGAUGAUUCACACUGGAGAGCGCCCAUACACUUGUCCUCAGUGUGGAAAGAGUUUCGGACAGAAAUCCGGUCUGGAUUAUCACAUGAGAGUUCACACUGGAGAGCGCCCGUACACAUGUAUUGAGUGUGGAAAGAGUUACGGACAGAAAUGCACUCUUAAGACCCACAUGAAGAUUCACACUGAAAAAAUCCCACACGCAUGUGUUCAGUGUGAACAACAAUUCAAAACGGAGGGAAGCCUUAAAAUUCACAUGAGACUUCAUCUUGAAGAAACCCCAGACAGCAAGAGAGCAGAUGAAAAACAUUGAAUAAUGU
Triplophysa dalaica is the source of this 988-nucleotide messenger RNA. RefSeq names its product gastrula zinc finger protein XlCGF8.2DB-like. The record is from RefSeq and is a predicted model, not a curated record. The transcript is spliced from 2 exons. NCBI's taxonomy places the organism in Eukaryota, Metazoa, Chordata, Actinopteri, Cypriniformes, Nemacheilidae. The coding region runs from base 1 to 981 and encodes 326 amino acids.